UUCAGGAAAAUGAUCCCCUGUAUAUAUCUAGAGUCGAACUACUCGAGAAGUUACAGAUUAAAUCUCUAGAAACUUUGAGUGGGAUUUCCCAGACUUCCUUUGACUCUGAUUCUGACCAGAGUACAGUUAAAAGUGUAAACAUGAAUGAUGAUGAUUAUGACGAUAAAAGUCCAAAACAGAGAAAGUGGAAAUCUCAAAAGGAUGUUUUUGAAACCGAACUCACUAGAGUCAAACACGAGUCAGCUCCCAAGAAAUUACCACAAAAAUCUUUAGAAGUCAGUUCACCCUUUCACGGUUCACCCCGGGCCCCAGAAAGAAGACGACAUUCGAAUGCAUCUCAGUUAGGUCCUGCAACUCCUCCUAGGGGAAUAUAUUCCUCUCAAAGAAGAAUAAGUGCAGAAAACCGUAAUUCGAUUAAGCAAGAUGAUCAAGAGAAGAGAAAACAUUUUCCAUCUUAUGAAACUCAUGCUGAAGCUAUGAAAAACGACAAGUUGGAUGAGAGUAUAGAGGAGUGGGAUACAUGUUCCUGUGCAACCUGUCAUACAUGUCAACAGACUGAUUGCAGUUGUUCUGAAGUUAGUAAAUCCUCACUGGGUUCCAAUUCCUCCGCUGGCACUGUAGUUGGUGUUGGAGAGGAAAGCGAUGAAAGCAGUCAAAGUAAAAUAUUGAGGAAGCACUCUGAUAUUUAUCACAUCAAUGGAAGCGAGCAUUCUAAAUCAAGCUCCAAAGGAUCAAAAUCGAGCUCCAAAGGGUCUAAAUUCUCAAAUAAAUCCACAAACUAUGAUCCUUUGCCCCAUAAUGGUAUCAAUACGAUAAAACAAAAACAACUUAGUGAGCAUACAACAAAUUCAAUUCAACGAUCGACCGGAAGGAAAAGCGAUUCACAAGUGUCCAAGCGGAGUAACCAAUCAGAGAGAAGAUAUGAUACUCUAACCAAUGAGAGGCAAGGAGGUUCAACCAAUGAGAAGGGAGGAUCUGUAAGCAGUAAGAAGAGUUGGACCAAUGAGAAGUUUGAAAAACUGUACGAACCGGUUACAGUAACAGAGCUCAAGAGGAAACGACAGAUGAAACAAAUCAGAAACCAUUUAAGAACAAUGGCUCCCGAUCUGGACAAGGCUGUGCAAAAUAUAAACACUGCUAAACGUAAGCGAGUGUACAGACAAGUCCGUGACAGUGUAACUAGCCAGAUGAAUCUGGACGAUCUAUCUGAAGAGGAUCUUGGGAAACAUCUUGAUGCUGCUCUGCGACAAGCUCUGGGAGGCUCUCUUCAAAUAAACAUUGGGCACAUGUAUGUUCCAAUGGAGAAAAAUCCCUCCAACUCUAAAAUGGCGAGCAGAGAAAACACAGAUUAUGAUACCUUUGGAAGUAUUGAUUCCUUAAUCUUUGAACCCAAGAUUCCUACUGAGGAGGACAUCUUGGAAGUUCAAGACGAGAUUACUCAGUCUUUUGAAUACCUGGAGGAGGAGACAUAUUCAGGACAUAAUAAGAAAGAAGAAUUUAGUCCUGCUAACAAGUUUUUAUCAAUAAUCCCAGAAGAAUCUAAGAGCAUUACAGAACAUGGAAACUCUAGUCCUACCACUCACAAUCAUAAAGACGCAAUGGGUAAUGUUAAAAACAUGCCUAGCAAUCAACAAAUAGAGUUUGUAGAAUCAUCAAACAGCAAUAUGAACCAUGAGGAGUUAAAGAAACUGGGUGUUGAAAUUCCAAAAAACGAAAGACCUUCUGAAAACAAAAGAAAAACUGAAGAACAUAGAUCAGCUGAGAGCAGAAAACAUGCUGAGGGAAAACAAAGCUCAAGGGAGAAGAGAAGUUCUAACAGUUCUGAAUUAGAAAGGGUAUCAAAAGAUCGAAGUAACCCUAAAAACCAUGAAGGUGAAAGAAAUUCCGAGGAUGAAAGAAUUGCUGGAAGUCAGAGACACCCCAUUCGAAAAACAAGCCAUGAAGAAAAAGUUUGUACAGAAAGUCAAAGACGGUCUAAUGGAAAAACAAGUCCUGCAGAAAAAAGUCGUCCAGGAAGUCAAAGCAGCAAACAUCGCCAUACAAGUUCUGAAGGUAGAGAAAGUUCUAAAAGCAGAAAAAAAUCAGAGAUUAGAAGUAGCCCUGAAACUAGAAAAAGAUCUGAUAGACACAAAAGUUCUGUUGGGUUUGGUCUAGAGAACCUGGAACGUCAAGUAAUUAUCAAAGAUGAUGAAGUGUCUGGGGUAAAAUAUAAAAAUAACAAUGAAAUUAUCACAUCCAAUACCACUUCACCAACUCACUUGGAAUCCUCCAGGACUAUCCGAGAAUCAUUAUCACCGUCUAGAAAAGUCUUCCCGUCAGUUCCAAAGCAGUUACCUCAGCCUAUAUUGGUUGGUAAGCAUGUAAAGAACGCAGUAGCAGUUGGUAAAACAAGUUUUGCUGAAAGGGUGCGCUUGUUCCAAUCUCUUACUGGUAGAACUGAUACACCUGGGAAUGAUGAAGGACAUACUGAUGGAGAGAUAAAAGCAUGGGGAUCUCCAAUCAGAGCUCACUCAGCUCAGACAACUUGGAAAGAACAAGCUCUACUCAAAAGUGAUUCAUCAGGGCGAAGUUCUAUCAGUUCUGGUAGCUCAAGGAGUACUCACAGUAGUGGUAGCACUAUUGUUUAUAAUAUGAACAGUACAGCUUCAACAGCCAGCAACUCAACUGCAUUCUACGCAGUUAACCCUGAUUCAGGAACCUCAUCAGUUACCUAUUCUACAACAGGAAACUCUGGUCGACAAUUAAUCAAUGAUAAAUUUCAAGGAUAUUCCAAAAGUAAAAGAAUUGAAGAAAGUGUAGAAAAAAGAGAUGUACACAAAAUGAAUAGAAAACAUAAAUCUGAAAGGUUGGAACAAGUAGCAGAGGAUGAUGAUAAUGAGAAUGAGAUUUAUGAUGAUUACGGAGAUAUCAACGGUAGUAAAACAGUUGUAGAAGCUGAAAUCCAUUCUUACAGACAUGGAACUAGUACUAGCAAUUACUCCUAUACAAGGGAUUCCAGUAUAUACAGUGUUGGGAAUAGUUCUGACUACUGCGCAUGCUCGGAUUGUCCUGAAUGUAGUUACCAAACCAAAUCCUUCAGAACAAGUGACAUGGUGGGAAUCGAUAGUUAUGAAAACAACAACAACAGUAACCAUAACAACAACAACAGUAACCAUAACAACAACAGUAACCAUAACAACAACAAUAUGGACAACAGAAAUCAGAAAAACAACAAAAACAAGAAAAUUGAAGAAGACAAGGAUGAAUCUCCUCCUUUACCCCACCCCAGACAAUCCCCUAGGGGGGAUGAACAACUCCAAAACUCAAUCCCGCCACCGUUACCUCCCAAGUCAAGAUCACCUAGGGGCAACACACAACAAUCCACAUCCUCCUCGGGCAAUGUCCAGGCCAGUUCUAUUGUCCUUGUUGGGAAUUUAAGAGCCAAAAGCCGUUCGGCUGAGGCGAGCUUAAAUAUUGAGAAGAGAAGAGAAAAGAAUGGAGUUAUUAUUGAUGAUGAAGAUGAUAUAAGUUCCCCUGAGGCUCCUCUCAAAGAAAGAAUCUAUGAAGAAAAAGUGGAGGAUAGAAAGAGCAGAGUAAAGAAAAAAUCUGCAAAUUCCUCCAAAAGGCGGGUUGCCAGAUCCCAGUUUAGAACUGUAACACCUGAACCUGAGGAUUCUAUAGAUGAGUCCAGGGAGUAUAUUCAGGAACCUAGAUGGAGGGAACAUAAGGAAUUCACAACAGAAGAAGAAGAUUACUAUUCAGAGGAUCAACUCCUUACCACCAGGGAUCAUCUUCAGGAAGAGAUGGGAAAUCUAACAGUACAGAUUCUUAAAUCAGGCAACUCUGAGAUGGGUGACUCUGGGAUAAGUUCUAAUCCAGCAAGUAUAUCAACACCUGGAAUGAGUCCAAAAUCUGACUCUUUGGAGGAAACUAAAGCUCAAGAUGUGGCGGAUAAAAUCAUUCCACCAGGUAAGAAGAGGGACACCAUGCUGCGGGAAUUGAAGUCUAAACUAAAAGAAAGAUUUCCAUCAAAUGGAUUGUCAAGUCCUCCAGCAGCCAGUAGGCACAGUGAGCCUAGUCAGCAAUUUAUACAAGAGAAACAUGCAGAAGUAGGACCUAAACUUUCCAAACUAUUUACUGAUAGAACAAUAGAUCCUAAAUCUAAAGCUCCGAUGGAUCCGUAUGGAAGUAUGCGAAAGACUCGUCUAAUUGGCGAGCGUGAAGAGUGGGAAGAGUCAAAGAUGGAAUUCUUGCAGAAACGAGCAUCCUUGAGGAGGGUGAGCAAAGGAGGAGAGUCCAGUGCAUCUAGCCACCUUGAAACUGUGGAGGAGUCGGAUACAUGUGACUGUGAAAGCUCCUGCUACAACUCUGAGUACGAUAGAGAGUUUCUUACGCCACCAAAUCCACCUCCAACGGCUGCCAGUAAUAGAUACAGUUGUACACCAGAUCAAGGACAAAGAUCACCAGAUAGAAGAUAUAAUAGAUCAACAGAACAGAGACACAAUGAAUCACAAGACCAGAGGCAUAAUAGAUCACCAGAACAGAGACAUGAUGGUUCACCAGAACGAAGGCGAAAUCAAUCGCCACAGCAAAAAUAUACAAGAUCACCAGAUCGGCGACAUAAGGGAUCACCCGCAGGUAGAUAUACAAGAUCACCAGACCGGCGACAUAAUGGAUCAGCAGAAGAAAGAUAUACAAGAUCACCAGACCGGCGGCAUAAUGGAUCACCAGAAGGAAGAUAUACAAGAUCACCAGACAGGCAACUUAAUGGAUCACCAGAAGAAAGAUAUACAAGAUCACCAGACCGGCGACAUAAUGGAGCACCCGAAGGUAGAUAUACAAGAUCACCAGACAGGCAACAUAAUGGAUCACCAGAAGAAAGAUAUACAAGAUCACCAGACCGGCGACAUAAUGGAUCACCAGAACGGCAAAUUAAUGGAUCACCAGACCAACGAAAUAAUGGAUCACCAGAUCAAAGAUACUCAAGUUCCCCAAAUCACCCUCCUACAAGUCCUUCACUGAAGAACAAUGAGAGGCCUACAUCUUCCAAAUCCCAGAUAAGUGAUGUUUCAAAACUAAGCUUGAGCGAGAAAAGAGAGCUAGUUUAUGGUCCAGGAGGGAUUUUUGGAUCCUCAGGACCCUUCAGUACUCCUGGAGUAUCUAGAUAUCCUGAACCUACUAAACCCAGGAGUAAACAUGAUCAGGGGUAUACAGAGGAUGCUUCCCUGACCUCCUGUAGAUCUAUCAGUACUGUAACAGCUACCAGUGAUUCCGCUAUGUUUGCAGAAGAUAGAUCAGAUAAAUCACAAUAUGUAGCAAACACUGUUAUAAAGGCUGCUAGCCCAACAUCCCCUCCACCAAAAUCCGGGAAAUCCUCUGAUCCUCAUUCAUCUAGUCGGCUAGAAAACUACAGGGCAGAAGGGUGGAUUCAAGAGAAGCAACUUCGCAUGAUGAGCUGGAUCACAAGAACCCAGCAGACUAGAUAGUUAGCAAAAACAGACAAUAAAUGUUUCUGCUCAGCAGGCUAAGUAGUUAGAUUUACAUACAAUAGAUGUCUCUGAGAAGCUGGAUCUAGAACCCAGCAGGCUAGAUAGUUAGAUAAAAAUACAAUAUAUGUCUCUGAGAAGCUGGAUCAAUAGAACCCAGUAGGCUGAGUAGUUAGAUUAACUUACAAUAGAUGUCUCUGAGAAGCUGGAUCAAGAACCCAGCAGACUAGAUAUUUAGAUAAACGUACAAUAGAUGUCUCUAAGAAGCUGUAUCACAAGAACUCAUCAGGCUAGAUAGUUAGAUAAACAUACAAUAGAUGUCUCUGAGAAGCUGGAUCACUAGAAUCCAGCAGACUAGAUAGAAUUAAAAUCAGAAUCAGUCGAAACUGAAAGCAGUUGUACGAUGAGAAUUAAAGACAACUUUUACAUCAUGUUCUGACAAAAACAUUUUAAAUACAAAACUGUCUCCUUUAAGAUAUUGAAAGAACCAUGAAAAAUUCAGAAUUAUUUUUUUGAUUGUUUUUAAAAAUAGUUAAAAUUUGUUUAAAUCGUAAGCAAUCUUUUCAUCGUCGUUACAAAAAUAAUGGGUUGAUUUGGAAACAUUGAUCCUUAACGCUCUUUUUAAGAACAAUAGCUGAUGUUUUUCAGAUACAGGGUUACCCACAAAAGAUAAGACUUCAAAGACGACUGUACAUAAUUUGUAUUGUAUGUUUUCUUUUAUUUCUGAUGUCCUGCAACUGUAAACUUGUUUCUUAUUCAGCCAAAACAGAAAAUAGGCCUUUUAAAAACCAAAACUUCUUUGUGGGCAAUCAUGUGUAAUACAAAUUUAACUUUAGAAUGUAUUUGCUUAAAAUGAAAGGUUGUUUCAAGUUACAAAAUUGGUUCUCAACAUAGAAAAAAUAGAUCGAUAAAUGUAAGAAUUUGUUUCUAAUAUUAAAAAGUAUCAACCCUUUAUACUGAGUAUAUAGUGGUAACACAACAGUUACCGAGCAUGCACCUCUGACCCUUCAGUAAAAGUAAAUUCAAUCUAAAGUCUGACCGCGUCAACCUUGUUGCUCAGGCUAGUCCUAUUGAGUGUCUGCUUUAUUUACUGAAUGUGCGAUACAGUACUAACUGGGACUGGAAAGAUUGACCCGGCUCGGAAAUUUAAAUGUACUACGGCUGCCCGUGCGUGUUUAAUAUUGCUAGUGUAAGUUUUUAUCAUUCUAUGUCAUUUAUAAUAUUUUGAAUUUAUUUUCAAAAUAUUAAGUUUAUACUAACCUACACUUAUAGGAUAAUGUGAUUGUUGUUUUAUAUGUUGUGUUUUGGAAACGUGCAAUAUUGAAAUGAAAUGUAUUUCAAAAUAAUUUAGCCAAAAAGUGUGUGCAAUAUAUACAGUAAAUUUGUUUCUUUUAUUGAAAUAAAAUAUUUAUUUUAAUUAAACAUUGUGAUUUGUGAACAAUUUGUGAUAUAUUUAAACUAUCGAAACAUGACAAAACAUUUAGUGUUCAUAUAUAACCUUGCAGUGUUAGAUAUUUUUAAUACCCCCUCCCCCCUUUCUGGGGUAUUAAUUUUCUAGGUAAAUAAAAAAUAGUUUAAUUUUUUUACAACAUUUUUUCCCCCGUUUUUGCAAGAAAACUUUAUUUGUAUUUUUAAUUUGAGAGCUAAAUCUGAAUAUCCGUUGUAGACAGUUUUGAUUUCUGCUUAAUCCGCUUUUUUUCUCUCAUCUUUGUUCCGACCUUUGUUUCUUCAAACGUCCCUCUGAUUGGUUGAAUUUUAUACACUUUUCUGGAUAAAGAUUAAGUUAAGAUUAGUACCAUUAUUCGUCAUUUUUUUUUGAAUAAAAUUUAUUAUUUAUCAACAUUUGAAGAAUCAAACUACUAAGUUGAAUUUGGCUUUGGUACCAACAUUAUUUGUCUUAUAAAUAGUUGACAGUUCUUAGAGUGUUUACCAAAUUUCUUAAUGUAUCAUACAAAUACAUAUAUUUUAGGCACUAACAGAUUAAUUUUUAGAUGGUGUAUUUAAAGAAAUAG
Molecule: messenger RNA, 7477 nt
Organism: Eurytemora carolleeae
Lineage: Eukaryota; Metazoa; Arthropoda; Copepoda; Calanoida; Temoridae
Product: myb-like protein P
Exons: 24
Coding region: 141-5465 (1774 amino acids)
Source: RefSeq, a predicted model, not a curated record